This is a messenger RNA of Arvicanthis niloticus (Nile rat), 2760 nucleotides long. RefSeq names its product cytohesin 4 (gene Cyth4). NCBI's taxonomy places the organism in Eukaryota, Metazoa, Chordata, Mammalia, Rodentia, Muridae. Gene Ontology annotation, biological process: regulation of ARF protein signal transduction. Gene Ontology annotation, molecular function: guanyl-nucleotide exchange factor activity. The record is from RefSeq and is a predicted model, not a curated record.
CGCACAGACCCCUGUGGCCAGGGCUGACUUCCUCCCACAGGGUCUGGGCGGGGCAGGCAGGAAGGGGCCAUGACUGGCCCUCUUGGCUACCCACCAGAGCAGCAGCUGAGCUAGCAAGACAAGCAGCUGGGCCAUCUUCCCUCCGGGCUUCAGAAUGGAUGUGUGUCAUGCAGAUCCAGCUGAACUUAGCAGUGGAGAGGCCAAGGAGCUACAGCAGAUCAAAUGGCACAGGAAGCAGCUGCUGGAGGACAUCCAGAAACUGAAGGAUGAAAUUGCAGAUGUGUUUGCCCAAAUUGACUGCUUCGAGAGCACUGAGGAGAGCCGGAUGGCACAGAAAGAGAAGGAGAUGUGCAUCGGGAGAAAGAAAUUCAACAUGGACCCUGCUAAGGGCAUCCAGUAUCUCAUUGAGCACAAGCUGCUGACCUCUGAUAUCCAGGACAUCGCCCAGUUCCUCUACAAGGGUGACGGUCUCAACAAGACAGCCAUUGGCAACUACUUGGGGGAAAAGGACCCCAUCAACUUGCAGGUUCUGCAGGCCUUUGUGGAUUGCCAUGAGUUUGCCAACCUCAACCUUGUUCAGGCCCUUAGGCAGUUCCUGUGGAGCUUCAGGCUGCCAGGUGAGGCCCAGAAGAUUGACCGCAUGAUGGAGGCCUUCGCUGCUCACUACUGCCUCUGUAACCCUGGAGUCUUCCGGUCCACAGACACCUGCUACGUGCUGUCCUUCUCCGUCAUCAUGCUCAACACCGGCCUACACAACCCCAACGUGCGGGACAGACCGUCCUUCGAGCGCUUUGUGUCCAUGAAUCGUGGCAUCAACAGUGGCAGUGACCUGCCGGAGGAGCAGCUGAGGAACCUGUUUGACAGCAUCAAGAGCGAGCCUUUCUCCAUCCCCGAGGAUGAUGGUGGUGACCUCACCCACACCUUCUUCAACCCUGACCGUGAAGGCUGGUUACUCAAGCUGGGGGGCCGUGUGAAGACAUGGAAGCGACGCUGGUUCAUUCUCACGGACAACUGCCUCUACUACUUUGAGUUCACCACUGACAAAGAGCCUCGGGGGAUCAUCCCCCUGGAGAACCUCUCUGUGCAGAAGGUGGAUGACCCCAAGAAGCCGUUCUGCCUGGAGCUGUACAACCCCAGCUGCCGGGGCCAGAAGAUAAAGGCAUGCAAGACGGACGGGGACGGCAAGGUGGUGGAAGGCAAGCACGAAUCCUACCGCAUCUCAGCUGCCAAUGCUGAGGAGCGCGACCAGUGGAUCGAGGCCAUCAGGGCCAGCAUCACCCGAGUUCCCUUCUACGAUCUGUUGUCUGCUCGGAAAAAGAAGAUUGUCAGCAAGCAGUGAGCUUCCGGGAGAUGGCGCUGGCAACCCCAUAGGACCUAUGGUACCUGGAGUCACAGAGACACCUCUCACAGGCUGUGCCUGUUCCUGCUCGCGAGCCUGCCCCUCCCCAUCACUGGAACUGGCUGCUGGUGGAUGUGGCUCCUCAAAGGACACAGAGCUCACGGGGAAGCCUGCCAGGAAGGACCUAGGAAGACCACUGUGGCUGUGUUAGGAUGGGGAGAUGAGCCAGCCUAGAGCCCACUACCCAUCUUCUCCCUCCCAGCAGGAGGACCAUCGAUUUCCUGGAGGCUUCCAGCUCAGAGGUUUUCCUUCCCUCAGAUUGUCCAGGCCCUCUCUGCCAUGGACAAGUAUCAGGUCCAUCUAGCUUGGAGCCCCAAAGCUCCAGACAAACCUCUCCACCGAACACAGCCCUCUUCGGGGUCUGACAAAAUGCAGAGUUCGGAUAGGAAACAUCUUGGCCCAGCAGGCUUUGGGUCAGCUUGGCUUCCAGGGGGACACUGAGCUGGAAGGUUCUGAGGAUGCUGCUAGCACUGUUCCCAAGGGUGUUGACCUGAAAGAAUGCGCAGAGGAGACUGUGGCAGUAUCUACAUCGGUGUCAGGUCUAACCUACAGCUGAGAAAAAUGGGAGACGAGAAUGCUUCAGGUUGUGCCCACCAGGAGGGAUGCCUGGAGGCCAUGGCAAGCCAGCUGGUAACACAGGACUCAGGCUUGGACAGACACUUGGCCAUGGCCCACGGCUGGCUACCUGGCUGGCAGAGCUAGGGUAGCCAGGGCUGCAGAAUGGGCCCCUGCUCCUGCCUCCUGCCAGAGCAAGGCCAGAUGUCCAUACACAGCAGGCUGCUGUGUCCCUAGGGAGGUUCCUCUUGGUUGAUGCUUCUCUGCCAGAACACUUGUACCUCUUUUCCUGCCUGAGGAGCCCCCCACCCCACCCCAGGGAAAAGUUCUUCAGCAAGGCAGCAAGAAAUGGGGCUUUCUGUGCCCUGUGCCAGCCUGGACUCUGAGAAGGAGCAGCAGGUGGCCAGGCUGUCCUCACAGCCCACCUGUGUGAACUCUCUACAGGAUAGGAAGAAGAGAAGCACAGUGGGGGUGGGGAGGGGAAGACACACGACUCAGCAGGGACACACACCUGGGAGCUGGGGCACCAGCAAGGCAAACGAAGCUCUUGCUGGGCAAUUGAGGACUUUCUGGUGAGCUGAGCCCACACCAACUGCCCACAUUUGGGGGUUAAGGGGCCCUAAAGUCUUCCUCUGCCUCUGGCAUGUGUGUGCACAGAGGCCGCAUGAUUCUUGUCCCUACCCCUCUCUGGUCCUCGGCUUUUUCCCCAGCACUAAGGUGGUGGGGACAUCAUUUUCUUUCCUGUUGUAACACUUAGAAGCAAGAAUAAAAGCUCAUGACGCAGCUCGUAGACAGAAAGAUAUUCU